GAAGGUCGUUGGCGGCGGUUGGCGCCGAGAGAUGAUCGCCUCCUCGUGGCCCCGGAACGGAACGCCGCCGUCGGGAGCGACCUGCCGGUCGCCCUACCAGCGCCUAAGUCAGAGGAUGCUGGACAUCACCGGGGACCGGGGCGUGCUGAAGGAUGUCAUCCGAGAGGGCACCGGAGAUCUGGUGACACCUGACGCCUCGGUACUAGUGAAAUAUUCGGGAUAUUUGGAGCACAUGGACAAGCCCUUCGAUUCUAAUUGUUUUAGGAAAACUCCUCGGCUAAUGAAACUUGGAGAAGAUAUUACACUCUGGGGCAUGGAGCUGGGUCUUCUGAGCAUGCGGAGAGGGGAGCUGGCCAGGUUUCUGUUCAAACCAACCUAUGCCUAUGGAACCCUGGGCUGUCCUCCCCUGAUUCCCCCAAACACCACUGUCCUGUUCGAGAUCGAGCUGCUUGACUUCCUUGACUCUGCUGAGUCAGACAAGUUUUGUGCCCUCUCAGCUGAGCAACAAGACCAAUUUCCCCUUCAGAAGGUCCUCAAAGUGGCAACAACUGAGAGGGAGUUUGGCAAUUACCUUUUCCGCCAGAAUCGCUUCUAUGAUGCCAAAGUGAGGUAUAAACGGGCCUUGUUGCUUCUCCACCGGCGACUGGCUCCCCCUGAAGAGCAGCACCUGGUGGAGGCGGCCAAGCUUCUUGUUCUCCUUAACCUGUCCUUUGCUUACCUGAAGCUAGACCGACCCGCCAUGGCCCUGCGCUAUGGAGAGCAGGCUCUGAUCAUUGACCAAAAGAAUGCCAAGGCCCUCUUCAGAUGUGGACAGGCUUGCCUCCUCCUGACUGAGUAUCAGCAGGCCCGGGAUUUUCUAGUGCGAGCCCAGAAGGAACAACCCUUCAACCAUGACAUUAAUAACGAGCUGAAGAAACUGGCCAGCUAUUACAGGGACUACACCGACAGAGAGAAGGAAAUGUGCCACCGGAUGUUUGCCCCUUGUGCUGAUGGCGCCCCAGUGGGAGAAAACUGAAGACCCCUCGAGUGCCACUGCCGGGCAGGAGGCGCCUGCUGAAGACUGGCCUGCCCUGCCGACCUGGACUUCGCGGGUGCCACGCUCAGCCCGCGUGUCCUGCCUGGUCCACGGCAGCUACUGACAAGUAGAAAACUGCUGCUGCGUGAAAGGCAGUUUCUGGUCUCUUCCAGCAGAGUUAGUCCUUGGCUCUGCUCCAGCCCCAGCCCCCUUCCGGCUGGCCAUGUCCCGGGCCAGUACAAAUAGAGAUCGCUUUGUGUGUU
This is a messenger RNA of Sciurus carolinensis (gray squirrel), 1278 nucleotides long. RefSeq names its product FKBP prolyl isomerase family member 6 (inactive) (gene Fkbp6). The coding region runs from base 32 to 1015 and encodes 327 amino acids. The transcript has 9 exons. Gene Ontology annotation, molecular function: protein binding; peptidyl-prolyl cis-trans isomerase activity. Lineage: Eukaryota; Metazoa; Chordata; Mammalia; Rodentia; Sciuridae. The record is from RefSeq and is a predicted model, not a curated record.